This is a messenger RNA of Ceutorhynchus assimilis (cabbage seed weevil), 1131 nucleotides long. NCBI's taxonomy places the organism in Eukaryota, Metazoa, Arthropoda, Insecta, Coleoptera, Curculionidae. The record is from the annotation of a GenBank genome assembly.
AUGUUAAGUGGUAAAGUGGUUUAUAUUUAUAAAAAGGAGCUAAUAGAACAUUGUAAUAAAUUACCUUCUAUGGAAAACAGGGCAUCCCUGGUACAAGACUUGAUCAUGAACUACAAACUCCUAUCCCAUCCGAAUGUUAGCGUAGUUGAAAGCUCAGACGCAUCUCAAGAAGCAUUGAAAUCAUUUCAUUCAACCGACUAUGUAGAUUUACUCAAAUCUUUAAACUAUUUUGAUUCCAGUCUUGACAACAUUGAAGAAAAACAUUUAGAAUAUGGAUUGGCAUACGACUGUCCCAUAUUCAGCAACAUUUACGAUUUCGCAACUUGCAUCGCCGGAGGUUCUUUAUCGGCAGCUAGACUAUUGGCUGCAGAAAAAUGCAGGACAGUUAUAAAUUGGUUUGGAGGCUGGCAUCAUGCCCAAAGAGACUCGGCUUCUGGAUUUUGCUAUAUAAACGAUAUCGUUAUUGCUAUACAAUUUAUGUCGAAAACUUUCAGUCGUAUACUGUAUGUUGAUUUGGAUAUUCAUCACGGUGAUGGAGUUCAAAAUGCCUUUGAAUACAGUAAUAAAAUUUUAACGCUAUCAUUUCAUAAACACUGUGCGGGCUUUUUUCCUAAUACUGGUGGUUUAAAGGAUAUUGGAAAAGGGCGAGGUCAAUAUUAUUCCAUAAAUAUUCCUCUAAUGGACGGUGUCGGUGAUAAAACAUUUACAAAAGUAUUUGAAGAAGUUUUUCCAAUGGUUUGUGAAAGUUAUAAACCACAAGCUGUUGUAGUUCAGUGCGGUGCUGAUGGUUUGAAUGGAGAUCCCGUUGGACAAUGUAAUUUGACUUUGAAAGGAUUUGAUGGUUGCAUCCAAGCUAUAUUGGCCUGCGAUCUACCUAGAUUGUUUUUAGGAGGAGGUGGAUAUAAUUUCCCAAAUACAGCUCGUUUAUGGACUCACCUUACAUCCCUUAUCAUUGGAGAAGAAUUGGAUAACGAUAUUCCUGGAGACACUAAAUAUUUUUGCGAUUACGCGCCAAGCUACGAGUUACACAUAGAAGAAGGCAGAAAAAAAGACUGCAAUACACCAGAUUAUAUUAAGACUGUAAUCAACACUGUUAGAUCUCAUUGUUCUGAAAUUUGUUUAGUUGAAUAG